CAUUAUCUUAGCUUUGGAGUUGCAUCUCUCACAUCUCUCCAGGAAGCAUGGUGUCCCCAGAGAUGUCGACCUUGUCGCCCUUUGCAUCACUGAAGAAAUCGGUAGUUGUGGCCAUAGACAUGGCUGAUUAUCCCCAUGACCCGAAGAGUGUCAACGGCGUCAAUUUCUAUGCCUUGGAUGAUAAACAGAUUGAAGUUUUAGACACAAAGCCUCACAGUCCCACGGACUACUUCUUUGGAUACUGGUUCAAGUUAAAUCCAAGAAUGCGUCUUGAUCCCAUUGGACAUCUUGAACACCGCCAUGGAUCUGCUGGCUACGCCUGCUCUGGAAGUAGGAUCUACUGUGCUGGUGGUUUUGACAAUGCUUGUGAGAAAUGCUCUGGUAGGGAAUGGGGUAGGGGUAGGCAAGAUGUGUAUUGCUGGAGCUCUUUUACUGGUAGUGUUACAGCUCUGCCUGAGAUGAAUAGUAGGCGUCGCGAGCCUCAGCUGGUGGCACUGAAAGGCACUUUGUUUGCUAUUGGAGGAGUAAACUCAAAUGUCUGUCCCCCAACCUUUAGUAACUUUAUUGAGUAUUACGAAGAGGGAAAUAGCUGUUGGAUUCAAGUUGAAACUCCUCCUGGUUGUGUGAAUUUGUAUGAAUUUGUCUGUGGAGUCUGGGAGGAGCAUAAUCUGAUCGUGUUCGGGUCUGCAGAUUGUGCGUCUUUGGUAGUAUUGCGAGUGCAGUAUGGUGAUGAUGAUGAUGAUGAGGCAGGUUGUUGUAGAAUUUUCCAGUUCCAAUGGUUCCAAUCUGUGGUUAGGUUUGAUGUUGAAUCGCUUGGUCAGUGUAUAGGAUCCGAGCCUGCAAUUGUUUCCAAGGGCCGGAUGAUGUGGUUGGACACGCGUGAUGGCACAACACUGGUGGUGCUAAACUGUUAUACUGGGGAGUAUUUUUGCCAUGACUUGGCUGAGCAAGGGGUGCUACCUAGCCCUAAAAGAGAUUAUCACACGGUCUUGGUUGCUUUGGAAGACGAGCAGAUAGGUCUGGUGUGGAGGGACCCGAAUUCCUAUGUGGUAGGAGAGACGAAAGAUCCAUCAGCAAUUCUGGAACUAAUACAAGUAUAUCCUGGUCCUGCUGACAUGUUUGAAGUUGUGAAAUCACAAGGUGCCCAGGCUGGUUUACAUUUUACAAAAUUUAGAGUUGGAAAAACCUGUCUUGUGAUUGAUUCUCAUAUUAGAUCCUUCCCUCCUGGUCAUUACAAUCAUGUUUUAACCGCAAUCCUUGUGUAAGUUUACUACGCACCCACUCUCUUUGUUUGCAAAUCUUUAAUUUGGUGACUUGUGUUAAAAGCAAUAAAUAUCUCAAAAAAUU
Messenger RNA from Cuscuta campestris, 1347 nucleotides. The record is from the annotation of a GenBank genome assembly. NCBI's taxonomy places the organism in Eukaryota, Viridiplantae, Streptophyta, Magnoliopsida, Solanales, Convolvulaceae.